AUGAAUCUCCCUCUACGCCCUUCCAAGGGCUCUCCGCCCCGACGGGCAGCACUCCACGAGCGAUCCGAUUCCCAUACCAAUGAAAGAGCAUCACCCACACUUCGCAUCAUUGGGGACCCUCAGGCGCAAAUAUAUGCAAGCAGUCCCUUUCCGACCAAGCCUUCCCACAUCCUCUCGCCUAAAGUGUACGACGGACAGGGAUCGACGUUUGCACCUGGAGUCUACGUUCCGAAUGACCGGAAACCUCAAAGAGAAACAAAAGAUAAUGUUGAGGACCCACUGGACACGGCAACAUCAUAUUUACAGCGUCGAAGCGGAAGCGCUGAUACCAAAGAUCCCUUCUAUACUCCCGCGCAGGGGACUACACCAGGGCCCGAUACAAGUACAAGCUUCCUUGCAAUGGAUGAGGGUAUGGACAGUAGUAAUGGUCGAGUGUCCGACGACAUUGUGCAGCUCCCCAGCGUCUCUCCCGCACUCGAGAGCUCCGAAUUGUAUGGGACGGCGAACCUAAUGGAUGCUCCCCGCCAACCUGUUUCAAAGGACUCUGAUGCGUCCCUCUCGUCUUCGAAUUCCACCGGGACUGUCAUUGUGAAAAGGACCCGAGAUGGACCUAGACGUGCCUCUUAUUCCGCGUUCCCGAACACGGCUCGACCAGGUUCCUCGAAAUCUAGUCUAUCUAUAUCAAACCCACAGAAGCCAGUCACCAGGGACACGGGUGGUAGUAGUUCACCAGUUUCUCCGAUAUCACCGAGCUCGCCAGUCUCACCCAAUUACGCAAUGCCUCAUGAACGGCGGAUUUCUUCUGUCCCCUUGUACGCAAAUCUGCAUGCAUCUGGCCAAAACUCGUUGAAUCUCCAAUAUCCUGUCAUAAGGCCACCAUCGGCUUCUGCGUCGUGGGUGGAGCCGCCAAAUUCUACAGCUCGACGACCAUCGCGGACGUUGGAGCGCAACCAAGACCGUUGGAACCCGCAUCUCUCUACUGUCCCAUCCGAAGGGACUGGCUCACAGUCAGAGGGAAGGAGCAGUCAUACACCAUGGAUUCCAGAAUCCUCUCGCGUGAGCAAGUCUUCAUUCACGACUAUGAAUCCUCGAGGAGGCUCAGACAUGCCUCCAUUGCCGAGUCAGCCGUCAGCGCCUCCUUUAGCAAACCCACCUGCUGUUCUCCAAAGAGACGUUACCGGCUCGACUAUUCGCGUGGUGAAGGAUUUACAGGACGACCUGCCGACCCCGCUACCGCCAAUACCAGGAUCAAGGGGCUCGGAGUACUUGGGCGUUGCGUCGGGAGACAAUCGAUACAGCGUAGUUACCAAGCGUGGAUCUAGAGCCACUUUCUUUCGAGAUAGCAUCCCAGCUUGGGCCAAAGCGUACUAUGCCCGGCCCUUAUCUGCUACUUCGACAUCGAAGGAUCGCUCCGACAGACGUCCUUCGACAUCGACAGAGAAUAUUUCGCUAAACAUGUUCCGGCCUCGGACCCGCGCUAAGGAUGCGGAUGAUCAACGACGACGAAGUUCCUUAAUGAUUGGACGGGUACGACACGGAGGACUCGAUCUGGCCGAGGUCAGAGGUCCUUCGCGGCAAAGAUCAUCAUCAAACUGGUCUCCGCAUCUGUGGCAUAACAGAGCUUCUCUUAGCACACGGCGAACCAUAUUCCAGGCCCCAAGUUUGGAUGAACAAGCUGAGGGAAAUGCGCCGAGUAAAAGGACGGCCCAAAUAUUACUCUUUGCCGUUGGCUUUAUCUUUCCGCCAGCAUGGUUCAUAGCAGCCUUCCUACCGCUGCCUCCAAGGCCGGCGGUCAUCAGCGCAAAAGGAAAAGAUGUAACUCGCCAACCCCAGAUGCUUCAAGAUCUUGAGAAGCAGCUGGGAGCUGUUGAUGAGGCGCGGUACGAGAAUGCGAGAUGGUGGCGGAACAUUAAUCGUGUCAUGUCCGGAUUCGGAGUGCUAAUCAUCGUUGCUAUCAUCGCUCUCGUAGCGGUUGCUGCCAAUUAA
Letharia lupina is the source of this 1986-nucleotide messenger RNA. RefSeq lists its product as uncharacterized. The record is from RefSeq and is a predicted model, not a curated record. The coding region runs from base 1 to 1986 and encodes 661 amino acids. NCBI's taxonomy places the organism in Eukaryota, Fungi, Ascomycota, Lecanoromycetes, Lecanorales, Parmeliaceae. The transcript has 4 exons.